UAGUACUGCGUUGCAUAGGAGUACAGCCAGAGGAUACCCCUGCUCAACUCCUUCACCAGCUUUCUUCUGAAUAAAACCUAUCAACUCUCCAAGACUGUUUUUCUCUCUUCUCUCUCUCUGGGGUAUUAUUAGUUGUUGAAUCGAUUAAACGUUGAAAUGAAGAAACUCUACCGGAAAGGUUCAGUCCAUCCGUCGCCGCCACUAGUCUCCGACCCACUUGCUUUUCUUCCGGCGGCCAUUUUGACACUCUCUGCCGCACUCUCGCCGGAAGACAGGCAAGUACUCGCUUACCUCAUUUCCUGUUCCUCAAGCAGCUUUUCAUCCAAUCGCAGUAAAUCAACAUCAGCAGCAGCAGCAGCAACCGCCAGAACUGGAAGUUCCAGUGGGGACCACGCUCCGUCUUUCAGCUGCAAUUGUUUCAGAUGCUACACGAGUUACUGGGUCAGGUGGGACUCUUCACCGAAUCGUCAACUGAUUCACGAAAUCAUCGAUGCUUUGGAGGACGAUUUGGCCCAGACCCAACUUGGAAAGGGUGGUAGUAAGAAGGAAAGACGUAAGAGAGGCCCUAAAGUUUCUGAUGAGUCUAAGAGAUCUUCAGAGAUAUUGAUUCAGGGGAAGGAAGAAAGUAGUGUAAAACCAGAGUUACCGACGGAGGAAGUGGUAAGCGAAGGUGGAUUGAGUGAAGAGAUUUCCGGCGGAGACAGUGUUAUCGAAGCUGAGGAGAUGGAGAAGGGUUCGGUUAGGAAGAUUGUGAGCUUUAUAGGGGAAAGAUUCUGGAACAUUUGGACAUGAUGAAUCGAAAAAACUAUAGGAAAACAGAGGUGGGUUUUCUGGUGUUUUCCUUUUGCAUCUUUCUUUCUUUCUCAGAAAACUUUGAUGAAUCGUUUCUUCUGUUAAUCUCUUUGUUCCUUCCUCCUUUUGGCUGCUUAAGUUGUACUAUAUUAAUUACCCUUUUCAAUGUAAAAACAGAAUGGGUGUUUUUUGAAGGAUUCUAGCCUCAUUCCCCCAUUCAAUCUUGUUUCACUA
Impatiens glandulifera is the source of this 1026-nucleotide messenger RNA. RefSeq lists its product as uncharacterized. The transcript has a single exon. Bases 157 to 792 code for a protein of 211 amino acids. The record is from RefSeq and is a predicted model, not a curated record. NCBI's taxonomy places the organism in Eukaryota, Viridiplantae, Streptophyta, Magnoliopsida, Ericales, Balsaminaceae.